AGUGAUAGUGCCAAACCUGGUGUCCUUGUGAAGCUCAGCUUAAACUCUGCAAAUCAUGUUUAAGGAAUUGAAGUAGUGCUGUAGCAGUGCAUAUUACAAGGAAGAGGUUAUGGGAAAUCUGUGAAAGACUAAACCCCUCAUUAUUUUUCCACUGAUGAAGAAAGCAAACCCAGAACAGUGAGUCUUGUUAUUUCAUGACUGAAAACCACGAAACUGUUCACAAAGAUGGUGGAAGAAAAUUAUAGGAUGAAGGAAAGCAAUUGGAAUAUAAAUAGCUCCUAGAAAGAACAUCUAUCAGCUGAAAGCAAAAUGAAGAUCUUUCUGUUGCUUUCUGCCCUUGGGUUCUGCUGGGCACAGUAUUGCCCACAUACCAAAGAGGGACGCACAUCUAUUGUCCACCUGUUUGAAUGGCGCUGGGUUGAUAUUGCCAAGGAAUGUGAGCGAUACCUGGCUCCCAAUGGAUUUGGAGGAGUUCAGGUCUCUCCACCCAGUGAGAACGUUGUAGUUACCGACCCUUUUAGACCUUGGUGGGAAAGAUACCAACCGAUUAGUUAUAAAAUAUGCACCAGAUCUGGAAAUGAAGAUGAAUUCAGAGACAUGGUGAAGAGAUGCAACAAUGUCGGUGUCCGUAUUUAUGUGGAUGCUGUAAUUAAUCAUAUGUGUGGUGACAGUCGAGGUGAAGGAACACACAGUACCUGUGGGAGUUACUUCAAUGCUCAAACCAGGGAUUUUCCAGCUGUCCCAUACUCUGCAUGGGAUUUUAAUGAUGGUAAAUGUAAAAGUGGAAGUGGAACAAUUGAGAGCUAUCAAGACAUUUAUCAGGUCAGAGAUUGUCGUCUGACUGGUCUUCUUGAUCUUGCAUUGGAAAAAGAUUAUGUGCGUUCCACUCUUGCCGCGUACUUGAACCGUCUCAUUGACAUUGGUGUCGCAGGGUUCAGACUGGAUGCGUGUAAGCAUAUGUGGCCUGGAGACAUAAAGGCGGUUUUGGAAAAGCUGAACUAUCUAAACACAACGUGGUUCUGUCCAGGAAGUAAACCUUUCAUUUACCAAGAGGUGAUUGAUCUGGGUGGUGAGCCAAUUACAAGUAGUGAGUACUUUGAAAAUGGCCGUGUGACAGAAUUCAAGUAUGGUGCAAAACUAGGCACAGUUAUUCGCCGGUGGAAUGGAGAGAAGAUGUCUUACCUAAAGAACUGGGGAGAAGGCUGGGGAUUUAUGCCUUCUGACAGAGCACUUGUCUUUGUGGAUAACCACGACAAUCAACGAGGACAUGGAGCUGGAGGAGCAUCUAUUCUUACAUUCUGGGAUGCUAGAUUGUAUAAAAUGGCAGUUGGAUUUAUGCUUGCUCAUCCAUAUGGAGUCACACGAGUAAUGUCAAGCUACCGGUGGUCAAGAAAUAUUGUGAAUGGACAAGAUACUAACGAUUGGAUGGGACCACCAAACGAUAAUGGUGUAACUAAGGAAGUAACUAUUAACCCAGACACUACUUGUGGCAAUGACUGGGUUUGUGAGCAUCGGUGGCGCCAAAUAAGGAACAUGGUCAUUUUCCGUAAUGUAGUGGAUUGCCAGCCUUUCAGUAACUGGUGGGAUAAUGGUAGCAAUCAAGUGGCUUUUGGAAGAGGAAACAAAGGAUUCAUUGUCUUUAACAAUGAUGACUGGUCAUUGUCUUCAACUUUGCAAACUGGUCUUCCUGGUGGCACAUAUUGUGAUGUCAUUUCUGGAGAUAAAAGUGGUAACGGUUGCACAGGAAUUGAAGUCUCUGUUUCCAGUGAUGGCAAAGCUUACUUUUCUAUUAGCAACUCUGCUGAAGAUCCAUUCAUUGCAAUUCAUGUUGGUGCAAAAUUAUAAAAUCCAAAUAAAGUGAAUUCAGCAAAGCAA
Lepus europaeus (European hare) is the source of this 1875-nucleotide messenger RNA. Its product is annotated as pancreatic alpha-amylase-like. Gene Ontology annotation, biological process: carbohydrate metabolic process. Lineage: Eukaryota; Metazoa; Chordata; Mammalia; Lagomorpha; Leporidae. The coding region runs from base 310 to 1845 and encodes 511 amino acids. The transcript is spliced from 12 exons. Gene Ontology annotation, molecular function: alpha-amylase activity; cation binding. The record is from RefSeq and is a predicted model, not a curated record.